AUGCCCGCCAAAAGGACCCCGGCGCCUCGCCGAGUCGUCAGGAAUCCCGUGGACGAAGAGUACGCCGAGCGGCACUUCAUGUUUCGCGCCGCGGCCCUGCUUGGGGUGUUCCUCAUUGUCACCUUGGUGGUGACCGUCGGCGUCACCGUCUACAUGACCUUCAUCAAACCCGGCUCGUACGCCAAGUUCCGUCCAUUGCAGAUAACAAAAUGCAUAUCACUUGCGGCGGGCACCGAAGUUACAGAGGUGGAAGGCACCGUUUUCACAUUGGACGAAAGUGGCGACCUGUCGUGGACUAUCCCAGACCACGCAGCCCAGAUGCCUUUUUUCAGCUGCGAGACUUACGAGGUUUUUCUUGGGAACCCUCACUACAUACGGUUCUUUGGCACAUUUGCCGGACACAUGAUCGAGUUUCGGGUGGCGCAUGCCGACGAAGAUGGCAUCAACCUCAUCUACGAGGGAUGGUGCGUGUUGCAGUGUGUCAAGCUUGCACAGAAAGAGGUCGGCUGGGACGAGCCGUUCUCCUACCUGCCCGCCCUGGACGAGGGAUACUUCUCGGACACUGUCAUCACCGCUGAAGGCGGAAAAGAGUUUCCCGUUCACCUGACCCUUCUGCGGCUAAGUUGUCCAGCUGUGGAGUGGGCCGAAAGCAAGCCCAGCCCUCUGGACGGGUUGCCCGAUGACGUCGUCGCAGCCGCCUUGCACUGUAUCUACGCCGACUGCCUACCACCGACGCUUACCGAGGAGACGGCGAGGGCGUGCGUCUCACUACUGAGCCCACCGGCCGCCACCGGAUUUGAGCGGCUUGUCCACCUCUGCGAGCUCUUCCUCCGCAACAUGGCCGUCAAGCAGCGAGUGAUGUCACUUGUCAGCGACAUGCACCAGUGCGCCGCGACGGUGGCGGAAUGCUUCAGCGCUCCCUCCGGAAACGGAAGCGAGGGAGAGGGCGGGGAAGGCUGCGCCUCGCCCACGGCGAGCCCAGCGCGGCUCUGCUACGUCGUGGGUCAGGCCCUGAGGGAGUGUGCUGUGGCGGCGGCCAAGCUGCUGCUCCUGUGCGGCGUGUUCUCGCGGCACAAGCACCUGCUCUCUCGGGAGGAGCGGCAGGACCUCAUCAAGCACUGCGUCUCAAGGCUGCCCACUUUUAUGAAUCAGCUGCAAAAGCUUUUGGAAGCCGUGAAGAGGACGUUUGGGAACCUGUCGUUUGCGGAGAGGACCGUCAUCGCCGCGUACGUUGUCCCUGAAAUCGAGUCUUCCCUGGAGUCCCUGUUCCAGCUCAUUGCCGAGGCCAAGCGAGCGCUGGACCUGAUCAUAAGCCGAAUGACCAACGACAAGAUGACUACAGAACCGUAUGUCGCCGACCUGCCCGUCGGCGAGCUGCUUAACCGGAACCUCAGAAACUCCCUAAACGUACGAGAGUUGGUGAAGUUGCGGAGCUUCUACGAAAAGGUUUUCAUGACCUUCAUCACUCUCAUGCGGAAAAAGGAAAGCUUCUGUGACAUGGGAGGCGGCAGCAAGAUUAGAUCUGUGGCGAAGAACUUGGAACAGUUCAUCGAUGAGAUUCCCAUGCUGUUGCUUCGGAUCGAGGAACUGCGGUCGGCCGUGCUUGAGAAGCAGAGCUGCAAGGAGUGGAAGUUUCUCUUCAAGUUGGGAACGUCCAAAGUGGCAUGGGUACUGAACAAACUGGUGAGCCACCGCGAGACGCUUCAUCUGGUGAUGACGCGUCUCUGCGACCUGGUGGCGCGAGACCAGUUCACUGCGGCACUCGUCGAGCUGGGAAUAGUCGUGCCGACUGGAGAGGUGCACCAGAAUGGUGUCACCGGAGACGAAGAUGACCACGUCGUCAACGGCUCACCCGCUGGCACGACGACGGAGGUCGAAGGCGUCGUCUGUGGCGAAAACGCCACCGGACUUGCCGCAGCCUCCGCCGAGCCCGAUCGACCGCAGAGCGAGCCGAUUGAGUCCCUGUGCCAGCCGCCGCCUGCCAGGAACAGCCGGUUGGCCGAGGACAGCUUGCGGCUUUUCCUGGACGGCAAGGACACAGACAUGUCCUUUGAAAUCGUUUCAGCACCGGGCUACGGUGGCGAUACAAGUCCGGAGCCGGUCAACGACACCGUUUCGGGCAUGCAUUGGCAGAUUGGAGCCCACCGCGUCGUCGUAGCCACCCGCUGCAACUGGUUCAAGAAGGCACUCCUCAGUGGCAUGCGGGAAUCCAUUGACCGGAAAAUAACGGUGCACGACACGCACCCAGAAGUGUUCCAGCUCUUCCUUGAGUACCUGUACCGCGGCUGCCUCGACUCGCGGCAACUCACCACCGAGCAGCUCGUCGAACUCAUGCAGCUCGGCGACCGAUACGAGGUUGACUUGCUGAAGCAGAUCGCGGAAGACGCUCUUCGUGACCAUUUGGACGAAGACUCGGCCCUCUUCCUUCUCAACUUGGCCGACCAGCUCAAUGCCAGAAAUCUCAGGAAUUCGGCGCUGGAGUUUGUCGCCAUCAACAAGGACGUCGUGAAGAGCGACGGCUACUCGGAGCUUCCGGACGACCUGCAGACCGAAAUCAUGGAGACCAUUACCUGGUUCGAGCUCAGGAGUUCCCAGCGACCCGAAGACUUGAUACCCUUUGGGUGCCAGUUCGAGCCUGCCAGUCCCAGCUCGGCGUCGUCCAGCCUACUUGACAUUGACGAGUUUGCCUCGGCACUCAGCAUUUCUGGGAAGGAGACGGACGCCACACAGGCGGACCAGGGAGUCGCGCACUCCAGCGCCUGGAGCUCUCUGGAGGAGCUCCCGCUCACACAGGACUCGGCGCAGCUCGAGGUCUGCGUCGAGCAGCUGCGCGACGUCGUCGGUGAGGCGGUGCCUCGCGAGGCGCUCGUGCAGGUCAGCCUCGCAGCCGACUACGACGUCAACCGAGCCCUCAACUUCUUCUUCGCCUGAAAAUGUUGAAAAAGAGAUGAGGCGAGGAUGGGCCGUACAGCAGCAUUUGAGGAAAGCGAAAGUUUGGGGAAAGUUGGAACUGGUGCGCCCCGCAGGGGGUGCUGGUAAUUAGUCGGCACGAGAGGAGGUAGUUUCCACUAGCUUGGAUCACGGUGAUCGGCCAUGUUUUCCUCCAAUCCACGAAAGAGGGGUGUUGAAAUGGCGCUUUUACGCUAGCACAACAGAUCGACACUAUAUGCAUUCUAGAUAGCCCGGCAGAUAGCCCUCCUGCCUUAAAAUGAGUGCAGGGCAUUUUAGAUGUGCUGCAAAGGUAGUGAACGCUUACACUGUUAACGCACAAAUGCGGUUGCUCGAUCGAACUAGCGCCAAGGUUGUUUUUGUUGUUAACUUUUAUUGCAGGUGUCAUGAAUUUCAAAGAGGCGUGUUAAUGCUUUUGCCGAAGAAUCCAGUCUUGCUGGUUGCUUCACGCUUUGUUUUCGUGUUCGUGCACAUUUCGUUGUCUGUUGACGGUAUCGUUGGUGGAAUGUAACAUAAGGACAAAGCAGAUGCUGUGCAAAGAGGAAAGGGACAAAGCAUAGAAGCGAACCGACAGGCAUGGUCGUUUUUACGCUUCGUCCACGUUUUUUUUUUUUUUUUCUGCGCCUUAUCCGUUUUUUGCCCUAAGCAUGAAUCAUCUAGCUCAGCAACAAGCUCUUUCGUACGCUAUAGCUUGUCACAGGAAGCCUGCCUAGACAUUUGGUUAGCCAGUGCCCUUCAUCCCCAGUUGCAGGAUCUGAAAUUUUGAAAUUUUCAAGGCUCCCAACUGUUCAACCUCAUGGCAUAUCUCCAAGUAGAAUCAUUUGACUCUGAAAGUGGUAAAACUUAUUAUAGAUACGUGCUCUUCAUAUCGCAGCAUUUCUUAGAAAAGCACUGCCCUAUUCGAGACGAGCGCGCACUUUCUUUGUGUUAACAAGUGCUGUGCCAAGCAACGGGCGCGACGCCACUCGUGGAUUGUGAGUUAUCGAGACUCGAUAGUGUGGUGUGUGCGGGUUUUGUAGAGCAUAAUGCCAAGACAAGGACUGCAAAAGCGACCAAAACUCUUAGCACUAAAAAUACUAGAUAGUUUCGAGUCUCUCUCCUUACGCGGCACCAAAGAGGAAACCCAUCUUCCUCGUAUUGGUAAAUUAUUUUUUCGCAUUUCCGAAAUUGAAAGGAUGCACAGUACAUGAGAAAACGUGCAAAAAAGUAAUGGUAGUGGGCGACGCCACCUUGAAAUUGUUGUACCAAAUGCCGCAAUGUCAUAGAUUAUGACGGUGUCUACUAGGGCCUACAGAGUUCCUAAUCAGUCCUAAUCAGUACAGAAGUGCAUUAUCCUCUGAGAGGCAUAUAGACUUGACAUGCCAAUUUCAGGAAAUUUCUUUGAGCCAAUGGUACCAAAACAUGAAAGAUUUUAGCAAACAUUGUUGAGAGCCUAACUCGAAUCCAUGACUUCGUUGGUGGAGAUUUUACCGUGACAUGCGGAAAUUAGAUUUUUACUUUAAUUUUCUCCUUUGUUAAUUAAUCCUGUGGUAGAGGCAUUGUGUUUGUAUGUGUGGUUUUGGCAUGUGAACCUUAAGCACGAGUACUCAAGUGUUAUUGUGAUCCUCAGUGAACACUGUUGGGAGCCUAACUCGGAAAUGCUUGGUAAAGCCACGCACAUUCGAAGUCUUUAUAUUAGCUUUUGUUUCCAGGCCUGCUUUAGCAAGCUGUUCUGUCCUAGAACAAAAUGCGUUCAUAAUUAGGCGUUGAUUGCCACCUCCACUGGCUGUUGCUGACUCCCGCAUUAAGAUUACAAAAUUUGCAGGGUGCGUUUGCAUGAAUAUGCUGCUCUCGCAUCGUCACUGUAAUGUGCGCCUCUGACAAGUGAUGUUUACUGUGCGCAAGACACACUGCACAGUUUCCUCUCUGUAAUCUUUCUCUCUGUUCAUUCCCGUCGUGGCAAAGACGCAGGUCAGACGAACGAUUGAAAAGACAUUCUCGUUCAGAAUUGCACUAACGCGGAACCUGCAUUUGUGUCGCGUUGUGUCUUCGAGUGAUGGUUUAGUGCGAUACGAGUGGUCACGACGUGACUGCGACUGGUAGUUGCGCAUGACUCGGACCGUAGCAAAGAUCGUACAUUCCGCGGGUGCCAGCUGCGAGCAUCGUUGUUGUUGCGCAUUUCCGAGAAUCGCCAUGGCCGAUGCCUCGUCUUUCGCAUUUUAUGGUCGCACGCUCUCUCGUAGCGAGAGAAUGGUCGACGGGACAAAAAAAACGUUGGAAAUACAAGAAUGGUGUGUCUUUCAAAUCUGCUGCACUCUCGGUAAGCAGCAUCGUGUGCUUUCGGCUGCAAGCCCUCUUGUCAUGUGUCUACUUGAAAACCUGAGCUUUCUGGGCGAUGUCUCAACUUUGCUCUUUGUGUGGAAGCGUUUGUUGUCACAUACGCGCACAAUUGUAUGGAAUCACGGAGAUGGUGGACACCUAGUAAAUAGUGUGUCAGUGUUGACGGGCGCAAGACUUGAUUGUGGGUUAUGGUUGCUGAUUUAGGCCCAGUUUUGUCAUCAGUACUCCAAUGCAUCGAUUAAGCAAAUCUCGUUAUUGCAAGUUAUAGCUUGAACAACAGCAGUCUCCCACAGUGUUGACUGGGAAACUGCUUCAAUAUUUUGACGUCUCGUAAGCCGGGUAUGAAGUGUGACAGUGUUAAUAAUAAUAGCUUCGACUAAGGCAUUUGCGACUUUUAUAUGUGAUCCUCCUGCAUAUUCUUGUUGACGUGUUUAAGAAACAGGAAAGCUGUGGUUGAAAGUGCGAUUGUGUCCUAAGGACACGUUUUUGUCACUAGUCCAGUUAUCCUGAAUCGAGUGUGAACAGCAUUUGUCAGUCUAGGCUCUGUCCAGGCAUCGUAGUCAAUUGGAAAACCUGACAAUAGUGACUACAGGUCUUAGGAAAGUGAUUCAUGUAUGUGUGAACGUGCGAAUCAUCUGCCAAAAAGGUUUACUGCACGAGCCUUCUGUCUUUUUGUGGUGUAGCCCUUAAUGAAGCCUGCGAGAUAUGAUAUAGAGUCUCAUACAAGUCACUUCAUAAGCAUCAUUCUUGUUGCCACGUUUGCUCGUGUCGUGUUAUGUUCAGUUUCGUCGGCGUGACUUUAUAGCUUACUUCAGUGUACAGUCGUUUGCGUGCGUUUUCGGUCUCCAACUUCAUUCAUAACCAAGGGUCGUCAUUAGGCUGGCCUGCACGACUCGACGUGUACCGCACUGCAUUGAGACACUACUGAAGUCUGUCUGCUUCUACUUCACCCUUGUUCUCGCGCCCUCGUCUCAAUGUGCUGGCAUGGUUAAAGCGGUCAAAUCGCGUCGAUUCAAAAUCGGGCGGACCGUUGAGAUUUCCCGACAUUUUCUUCGACUUGAGGAAGUUGAGAGAAAUGUGGUCCAAGCAGAAUUCCGACUCGUCACAAACAGUGACAUACAAUCUCUUUGGACUGUGGUUUUCGAAAGUAUUGCGAAACGACGUGCCACGGGGGCCACUGAAUGCAGCUGAUUCGUGUCUGUGUUGCCUAUGUUUUGAUGGAGCCUGCCGGCACUCCUUGCAGCCCCAAAUGUGCAUUUUAAAAGACUCUACUACUAAACACAAGCACUUUCUCGUCCACCUUGACUAUGCUGCUUGACACUCACACACAUAAGUUGCAACUGAGUCUUGCUUGUCACUUCAUCGCUUUAUGUGCGAAAGCUUGCGUAUAGCUGAAAACCAUUCAGGCUCGUUUUCACUACCAGGAAUAACAAGCUAGCUCAGGAAAUUGUCGUCACUCGAGUGUAACUAAUAGGUCUACCAAAUAUUUUUGGUUUUAGCGUGCUUUAUCUAGUCACUACACUCUCAUUCUUUUUUUAUUUCCCGCACUCUUCUCCUAGUGAUCCCUGUUAAGAGCUUAUGUUGCUUGUACGUUAAGCGGCGUUUGUUGGCAUAACGUAACUUCACUAGAAUACAUUAAUGGCGACACCUGACAGCUCUGGCAGUGUGUGCAACUGUGGCCCCAGUCAACGUUGACUCAGGCUACUGUCAUUACUUGAAAAGCUUUCGGUGCAGCAAUGCCUUCGACCCAUUCGAAGAUUUUUCUCAGGCACACUGUUGCGUGAUGUGUGCCAAUAUCUGCCGCAUUGACAGUGUUCCGAAACACUAGAUUUUUGUAUAGGUGUCUAUAGCUUUGUUCGUUAUCUCCAGGUAAUGGAAGACGUAUUCGAGUUGAUAUAUGACCGUUGCAUUCGAUAGUGUAUCGUCACGUUACGUGUGCCGGUGCAUUCGUGACAGCGAUAGAGGUCAGAAGCAAAAAGUUGGGUUGUUAGAAGCCAUUAUAGCUGUGUUUUGCUGAGGCGGCGGUGAAAAGUGUAUUCAACGUGAUAUUUAAUUGUUGCCUGUAUUUGCUUACUCAUAUCGCGACUUCGCAUUUGUCAAUGUCUUUAGGACAGCGUUUCAGGAGAUGACCGUUGUAGAUUUGUGUUGUUGCAUCCAUGUUUGUUUUUUUCCAAGUGAUAGAAACCACGUUUCACAUGAGGGCACUUUCGCUACACAUAUUCAAUAUUUGUUAUAAGUGCAUUAUCACGUGUGUCACUGGGCUGAAGAAAAACGUGUAUUUAUUUUGCUGUACGUUCAAACCUCAUUAUAACAAAGUUGCACCUUAUAUGAAAAUAAGUUCGUUAUAUUUGAAAAUUCGUUGUAGAGGUAUACUAGUAUUAACACUAUAUAUCUAUUGCAAGACAAUUUUUCAUUUACUUUGUGAUAACCGAUAUUUCAUUAUUGAAAUGUAAAAGAGAAACUGCUGACAUAAGUGCAUGCACCGAGUUCCAGUGCGCUUGUUUUGCAAGUGAAAGAAAAAAACGUUCGUACAGGGCAUAUGCUGUUUCCACAGAGUGCUGUGGCGUGACAGCCGCUCCAAAGAAAAACAAGGAACAAGCUCUACUCCUUGAAGAGUGGAUAUGUAUCACCCUUGGCAUUAACCUUUCCCGUGCCACCCUCACGAUAGUCUCCUUAAGGUUUCAUGGGCGAUUCGUUUUCUGCAUUUGCAACGCAUCACAAGUUUCGGGUGGCAACAAGUUUUCUCGUUCGUCGAAAUGCAGCGAUAUUUGACCCGGGCCGACAAACACGAGAGACAACUCCGCGUGUAUUAGGCUUGUCAAACAAGGACAGCUCGAAAGUAGUGCUCACUUGUGUUUCUGUCUCCGAAAGUCAUGGAGGACCACCUCCCUCCACUUCGUCAGGAAAGAAUUCUUGCAGUAACGGCUAAAUGACAGAAAAAGUUUGUUUCUCUCUUUUUUUUUUUUUCAUACUCUUGCAUUUGUACGUGGCUUUGCAAGCGAAGAUUGGUUGAUUCACGAAUUAUCAGGCUCUGCGCUGCCACGUGUUAGGUGGGGUCCAGUAAACCCCGUCGACUGCAUCCAGGGAAAAUUGUGCUAAAGUUUUCUCGAUUGUUGCUUGAAAAAGCCAUGCCACCUUUACUAAAUGUUUUUGUCUGGGUCACAACAUAGUGAUAGAGCUCUGUUAAUAUUGAAGUGAAUUUUUAGGACGUUUAAGUGAGAUCAGUGAACAAUAAGCGUUUCUUUUAACCAAAGGGAUUUGCAUAGCAUUUCUAUCUGCCAGUCGCGCUUCCCUGUCACAUUUCGUGUACUCUUUUACAGCCUACGCUACUAAACCAAAGUUUUAUUUUUAUUGCUGUCUCAAUGAGAGGUUUUGUUUUGUUAUUCAUGCUGUGUCAUGCUUCUUGAAAUCGAAGCUUGUUUUUUUUCUCUCUCUCUCUCUCUUCUCUUUCGAGGGCAUUGAAAGUGAAGCUGGGUCUCUCAAAAACCUGUGGGCCCCAUCCUUUGUACAGUUGGUUUUAAUGUAACUAAGAACUUAUGAUGUCACAACUUAUUUCCAGUUUUCUUUGUGUCCAUUCCUGAUGUUGGCGCUGUUUCGAGCAGCUUGAAUUGAAAUGUCUCUGUUUAUGGUAAACACGCUUUAUCGGGCUUGUACUAAGUCGUCGAUUUGCAUCCAGUUGGUCGUAAUAGCCAUGUAUCAGCUGUUUGUUCUUCAGUUUCAUCCCCUUCGAACCUGUCACGCAGUCGUCAACUGGCAAAAAAGUGUGAACUUUGUUGUGGAGUGAUUAGAUGUUAAUAACUCGUGCUGUGAUUGUCUGUGUUCCCAUCUCAUAUUUGAUCAUAUUUUGAGCUCCCAGAUUGAGAUGUCUGAGGAGACUGUGAGCCUUAUAGCGAAAAAGGUAACCUGACAACAUGAUGAGCACUGUAGGCUGAACUCUUCCAUUUCAUGGGCUCAGUGCUUGUGCAAUUGUACUGCUUGUUUACUUUCAUCACUUUAAUCUUUCAUGCUCACUCCAAGAAAACUAGCAUUUUGGUUGUGAACAUUGAUGUCAUCUAGCCCUGUACAAUGGUAUGACCUCAAUGGAGUGACUUGCACCUAAAAAUUUUAACUGUAACCAACACCUUGCAUAGACACACUACUCAGCGGCCCAACACUUUUUCAAAACCUGCUUUUAGCCCAGGCUUGGCCCAUUUUUUGGCCUAACGUUAGGCGUAACAAACCUUGGGCACAGAGUAAGUUGGGCUUAGCGAAACAGUCGGCUUAACAAGUUAUUUAAGCAUGGUAGCAGUUUGUUAAUAUGAAUUUAGGUUUCUCAGCUAAAUGUAGCUGUUAUGUGUACAAGUAGGCCGAGAUCAUUCAUUGUAACCUAUCGUGACUUCAGUGGAUUACAGUUACUCAAUUUUCCCAAUGCUUAGUCCUGUAACCUUAAUUUGAAAGGCAAGGGUAAGUGUUCGGCGUGCGAAUGCAGGAGGCUGGACCUAUCAUGUGAAGUGCUCAGCAGAUGAAACUUGGGGCUCUACAGCUCUUCCAAUGCUCUCGUUUAGCAACUUUCCUAUGUCAUGACGCGAAACAGCAAUGCUAAUGGGUCGUAACGGUUAAUAACUUGACAAGAGAAUGACAGCUUGCCAGUUUGCAUUUGUGUAAAUGCGCUGGAUGAUCAUGAAAGGCAUACACUUAUACGUUGCUCUCUUGUGUCCAUCUAGACUUGUAGCAUUGUUGUUGUUUUUUUAAUUCUGCACACAUUUCUGUGCAGCGCUUUGGUGUACACGCUUGAAACUCUGAUCUUUCAGUGAUUUGAUGGACGUGUUGCCAAGUCAAUGUGGAUGUUGCCUUGUGAGAUGUCUCUCAUUAUGAACAAAAGCAAGCCUGUUAAGCUUUUAUGUAAUAUGGCUUUACGAUUAGUGCUAUACGCAUAUCAUGCACGCAUCGACAAAAGAGCUUACCUUUACGUGCGACGCAUGUUUAGUGCAUCUCGACAAUAAUUUUUUGUUUUCAGGCUUUCUUCGUUUGCUCAUUUGAAAUUUUAAGUUCGUGCCCUUUGAUAAGAGAUCUGUUCCUUUUAACACAACACAAACCUUUAGGGUCAUGUUCGUCCACUUUCCGCGAACCUUGGCAACAACCUCACGCGCUGUCUAAUGUUAGCACGGUGUCCGCCAUUCUUAACAAACAAAAUCUCGGACGCUAGACAAUCUGGUGACAAUGCAGCAUGGUUGAAAUUCUUGUUGAUGACAUUUCGAUUGUCAGUUUCACGGUAGAGAAGUGUUGGAGGGGCCUUUGUGCUUUUUCACUCAUUUUGAGAUGCGGAAUGGGUUACUUGAACUGUCUAAAAGCUCUUUGUGUACAUAUGUUAAAGAAAUGACAACCUUUCAUCAAACUAGUAAAAGGGCAAAGCAAUUCUUUAAUUGCUUGUGCUGGUUCUAGCUGUGAGGUGAAAUGUACACGAAACUUUGUGCUAAGCUUGUUGGGCACUCCCUCCACACCUAAAAACUUUGUUUUAGCACUGUAGCCUUGCUGCAUUGAAUCUGAUAAAGCUUUAAGAACAAUCUAAUGAGCGGAAUUGUGCUGUAACUCUGUGAGCAGCUGCUACAUCAUCACAGGUACUGAUGGCUUGUAGCGAAAGGCAAUUGAACUGUAUGAAAUAUAUUAGCAUACCAGUCUCAUCAUUUAUGCUAAACACAACGAUGUGCUAAAAAAUCUUUCUGCAAGAUUUGCAGUUACAGUGCUUGUUAUCAUUAUUACAUU
This is a messenger RNA of Rhipicephalus microplus (southern cattle tick), 11010 nucleotides long. RefSeq lists its product as uncharacterized. NCBI's taxonomy places the organism in Eukaryota, Metazoa, Arthropoda, Arachnida, Ixodida, Ixodidae. Gene Ontology annotation, molecular function: protein binding. The record is from RefSeq and is a predicted model, not a curated record.